This is a messenger RNA of Chionomys nivalis (European snow vole), 2452 nucleotides long. RefSeq names its product CD200 receptor 1 (gene Cd200r1). The record is from RefSeq and is a predicted model, not a curated record. The transcript is spliced from 7 exons. The coding region runs from base 192 to 1178 and encodes 328 amino acids. NCBI's taxonomy places the organism in Eukaryota, Metazoa, Chordata, Mammalia, Rodentia, Cricetidae. Gene Ontology annotation, cellular component: external side of plasma membrane. Gene Ontology annotation, biological process: regulation of neuroinflammatory response. Gene Ontology annotation, molecular function: signaling receptor activity.
CUAAUCAGACUGCAACACGUCGAGUCCAAGGAAAGGGCAGGGAGGAAAGGAGAGCUCGCUGCUGAUGGUUAAGAGGUGUUACCACACAGAAGCCAACGGGCGAGCAGAGGGAGCCUGGCCAUGGUCACUACUGCUCUCCUACCUGUGAGGAGAAAAAGUACCGAGUGAGCAGCAGAAACCAGAAACCAGAAAUGCCCUGCUUUUGGAGAACUUCUGACCUAGCGGUACUCUUGAUAUGGGGGGUCUUUGUGGCUGAGUCGAGUUGUAUGAAUGGGAAUCAAGCAUCCCAGAAUGGUUCAUUACCUGAGACAGAAGUUAACACUACACUGUUGAUACGGAUGGGUGAAAAGGCCCUGCUGUGCUGCCCUGUUAUUCCAAUGACAAAAGCAAUGUUAAUAAUAUGGUGGAUAAUAUCCCUGAAAGACCAGCCUCCCUGCAGAAUAUCUUACAAAGAAGAAACAAAGGAGAUCAAUGAAACCAAUUGUAUGGGCAGGAGAAGCACCUGGACCUUCACACCUGACCAGAGUCCUGACCUUCUGAUCAAUGCAGUGGCCCUCGGUCAUGACGGGCUUUAUUUGUGUGAAAUAGCAACACCUAAGGGGAAUUUCCUAAGGAGAUAUGACCUCCAAGUGCUAGUGCCUCCAGGAGUAACCCUGCUUCCAGGGGAAAACAGAACUGCAGUUUGUGAGGCAAUUGCAGGCAAGCCGGCUGCACAGAUCUUUUGGACUCCAGAUGGGGAUUACGUCACUAAGCAGGAAUCACACAGCAAUGGCACCGUGACUGUCAGGAGCACAUACCACUGGGAGCAGAACAAUGUGUCUGCUGUGUUCUGCUUUGUCUUCCAUCCGACUGGCAACCAGACUCUAUCCAUAGAAUUGAACGGAAGUGGUGGCAAAUCAUUAGAAUCAUAUACUCCAUACAUCAUCUCAUCUCCUAUUAUUAUUUUGAUCAUCAUAGGAUGCAUUUGGCUUUUGAAAAUCAGUGGCUUCAGAAAAUGUAGAUGGACAAAACCAGAAGCUUCUCCAGGUGUUGAGGAGGAUGAAAUGCAGCCUUAUGCUAGCUACACAGAGAAGAGCAAUCCACUCUAUGACACUGUGACCAAGGUGGAGGUGUGUCCGGCGUCACAAGGUGAAGUCAAUGGCACAGACUGGCUUGCUUUAUCGGCCACUGGGAUCUAGAACCAAGAAAAAUGAAUCCAGAGAAACCAUCGUUACUAUUUUGCUUUCCUUAAAAUUCUACAAUGGAAGGAUGACUUGGAAAUUAGCUCUUCAAAAGUUCUUAGAAACACAAAUGUUCUAAUGGUUUUUUGUUUGUAUUCUUCUAUGAUUGGAAGUUUGAAAUCUUUGCUGCUACCAGUUAGUUCUUUGAAGAACUGAUGUAAUUGUUACAAAGAAAGCAUAGGUUAUGAUACAAUCAAAUUGUGCAAUACAGUAUGAUGAAAACUGAGUUUCCUCAAGAUGUAAUUGCAAAAGGAACAAUCAUUACUGAAGAGUUUCUCAUGAAUUCUUCCAAAAACAUUUCUCUGUAUAUGUGCAUAUGGUUUAUGUGUGCAUUUAUAUGUUUAUUUACGUAUGUGUAUACAUGCACACAUCACCUUGUCAAGACAGCUUCUUGUCAAAACAGACUGGAAUGCUGGACUUAAAAAGUUAAUACUGUGAGUCUUGGCAAUAUUUUAUAUCAGCACAAGCAAAACUACCUCAUUCUUUUUAAUGGCUAUGUAAAAUUCCACUGUAUGAUUACAUUGUAAUUUAAUUAAUCAUGGCCCUUGGAUGGGCAUUUAGAUUUUGUUUCCUGUGUGGUAUUAAACAAUACCAAGUAGAAUGUUUCCUGUGAAUGAUCUCUGCAUUUUCUGAGCACAUUGUGAGAUAAUUUUUUGAAUGUAAUUGUUCUGGAAGUUGGAAUGUACUUUUAUUAUCAAUAGAUCAGUCAAAUUGUGUCUACUUACAUUCCCUCUGAUUGUGUUUGAAUGUGCCUUUCUCCAUAUUCUUAUUCUUGUAGCUUUAUUAUCCUUACUGCCACAGUUUCCACUUUCCAUUUUUAAUUAACCAGUUGGGUGAUAUGUUAGAAUAUUAACUCUAUUCUUCAAUGAAACUGGAUUCAUGUCUUUGUCUUGUCUGAAAGAGAGACAGCAUUUGUAAUGACGGUGUUCUCAACUGCUCGUGUUGCUACAGAAGUGCUGACAUCUCAUGCCUAACAGUUUUGCAGAUGUUGUGACUUGUCCACUUUUCACAUUCUAGUCUUAUGUAUUUAUCAAACAGCAAGUAUCUUUUAUCUGUAGGUGGGGCAACUAGGGGGCAUUUACAUGCUGAAAGGAUGGCAAUGGGAUGAUAGGAUUUCCUCUCCAGAUUUGUCUAGAGGGAGAUAUGAGGAGUACAUAUAUUGAUAAUUUUUUGACAUUUUUUCAUUGUUAAGAAUAAGCCUGUUUCCCUUUACAUAUCAGAAAAAUAUUUAA